This is a messenger RNA of Talaromyces atroroseus, 549 nucleotides long. RefSeq lists its product as hypothetical. Gene Ontology annotation, biological process: regulation of protein localization; endosome organization. Lineage: Eukaryota; Fungi; Ascomycota; Eurotiomycetes; Eurotiales; Trichocomaceae. Gene Ontology annotation, cellular component: BLOC-1 complex; endosome. The coding region runs from base 1 to 549 and encodes 182 amino acids. The transcript is spliced from 3 exons. The record is from RefSeq and is a predicted model, not a curated record.
AUGGCUACCCAUCAAUAUUAUCAGCCAAGCAUGGCUAUUAACGUGCCUUCAAAGGCACCAUCGGCUCCAAGCCUCUACCCAGUUGGUCGAGUGGCUGUUCCGCCGACGGAUUUUUCAGAUAGCAGCACCACCGCUGGCAGCCGCACGACCGGCUAUAGUGCCAAUGCCAGCAGCUACGCUGGCAGCAUCAGCGGCGAUUAUGAUUCCAGCACAAUGUCCGGUGUUGACGUUGUCGACAUGCUAAACGACCGUGUGCACGAUUCAUUCGAUCCGAUACCGCUUGAUCGGGGGCUGGCCAUGCAGGCGCAAACUUCGGGCAAUCUGAAUGCGAAACAACAAGAAUUACUCGAACUCCAGGCGCUUGCCCAGCGUCGCUUAAAAGGAGUGCGCGCCAACUUCAACGACGGGUUGAAAGCUGCAAAGGAGACGAAGCGAGACCUUGAAUGGACUCAGAAACGCGUGAGUGCCCUAAAGGCCAAGGCGGAGAAAGCACACCCUGAGGAGUACCGCCGUGCAUCCAGCAAGUACGCCUUCGAUGACAACUAUUGA